Hyla sarda is the source of this 1889-nucleotide messenger RNA. It is a transcript of the gene MRPS15, whose product is annotated as mitochondrial ribosomal protein S15. The record is from RefSeq and is a predicted model, not a curated record. Gene Ontology annotation, cellular component: ribosome. Bases 293 to 1048 code for a protein of 251 amino acids. The transcript has 8 exons. Gene Ontology annotation, molecular function: structural constituent of ribosome. Lineage: Eukaryota; Metazoa; Chordata; Amphibia; Anura; Hylidae. Gene Ontology annotation, biological process: translation.
GCUACAGGAGCCUUCUACGGCAGCGUUUCCCAACCAAGGUGCCUACAGCUUUUGCAAAACUACAACUCCCAGCAUGCCCGGACAGCCGUCCGGACAUGGUGGGAGUUGUAGUUUAGCAACAGCUGGAGGCUCUCUAAUUGCGUAACAUUGCUCUGCGGAACAGCCCGAGGUAAAAGUAGUGACGUCACGCCGUCAGCCCAAACCUCGCUUCCCCUCUAUCGGCGCUCCAUUGCUUCAGCCUGGACAAGAUGUCUGCGCCCUUGUGAGCUGUGUCCCUGACCGCCGACUCAGGAUGUUUGUGUUGCGGACAGCCCUGUAUGAAGUCCUGGGCCGGGGCAUCAGGUCGGGGCCCAGCCUGGUGUCGGCUGGAAGACAAGCAGCCAAGUGUCAGCCAUGCUUCGGAGAGACAAGGUCGCUGGCGGCAAGGACCAGCCUUCUCCACGUGUCCAGGACUUACGCCACAGUGAAAUCCCAUGGAGAGCCAAGCCAGCUGGAUGACUUGCCCCCUACAAUGUUUAAGAAGGAGUAUCUUGGUAUAAAAAGUACAGAAGGGGUCGAUGAUGUUGUUAAGCGAUUAUUAUCUUUGGAUAUGGCAAGUCAGUCUGAUAAACUGAAGAUUAAAAUUCAGCAGCUUGUGGAUAAAGUAAGGAGGAGUCCUGAUGACACUACGUCUACAGAAGUCCAUAUUGCUGCUUUAACAGCUAGGAUCGAAAAUUUUAGGGAGCAUAUUCGAAAUCAUCCAAAGGAUAAAGCAAACAAGAGGCGAAUGCUAAUGUCAAUAGAUCGGAGGAAGAAGAUGUUAAAGUUCCUGCGUCGCACUCGCUAUGAUACUUUUGAGCAUGUAUGCACUCAACUUGGCAUUGAAUAUACUUUCCCUCCAGAAUACUACAGACGGGUAACAAAAAGAUGGAAAGCAAAGAAAGCAUUCUGUUUGCAGGUAUUUAAAGCAAAGAAACUGAAGGAAAAUGAACUCUCCCAAAAGAAGAAGCUUGUUCGUAAAGCAAAUCCUCCCCUUUAUGUUUUUCCUCAACCAAAAAACUCUGUCUGAAAUCACAUGUCGCUAUUAUUGUGAUAGAUAAAAUAUUCCUACUGUUUAAGACCAAGAGAUUACAGAAUAAAGCUCUGCUUAUCAUGCUAAAUGAAAUCAUUGAGUUUUAUCCUCUGGAUACAUAUUGACAUAAAUGUCUACAAUGAAUAAACAUUUUGCAGCAUACCAGAUAACUGUAUUUGACUUUUGGUUACUGAUAAUAAUUAGAGAUGAGCGAAUCGAAUCUGAUAUCCGAAUUCGUUACAAAUUUAAAGGGUACCUCUCAUCAAAUAAACUUUUGAUAUAUUUUAGAUUAAUGAAUGUUGAAUAACUUUCCAAUAGCAUGUUAAUGAAAAAUUCGCUUCUUUCUAUUGUAUUUUUCCCGAUCAGUCCUGUCAGCAAGCAUUUCUGACUCAUGCUGAACAGGCUGUGAACAAAGCAGACUGGCAGCUCGUAGUGUUUAGGACUCCAGCAUGAGUCUGAAAUGCUUGCUGCCAGGACUGGUAGGGAGACCCCUAGUGGUCAUUUCUUCAAAGUGGAAAAUUAAAUAGAAAGAAGCAUAUUUUUUAAUAAUAUGCAAUUGUAAAGUUAUUAUGCAUACAUUAAUCUAUAAUAUAUAUUUUUUGAUGAGAGGUACCCUUUAACCCCUUAAGAACCAGGCCAUUUUACACCUUAAGGACCAGAGCGUUUUUUGCAAUUCUGACCACUGUCACUUUAAACAUUAAAAACUCUGGAAUGCUUUUAGUUAUCAUUCUGCUUCCGAGAUUGUUUUUUCGUGACAUAUUCUACUUUAACUUAGUGGUAAAAUUUUAUGGUAACUUGCAUCCUUUCUUGGUGAAAAAUCCCAAAAUUUGAUGAAAAA